Messenger RNA from Amphimedon queenslandica, 2500 nucleotides. Its product is annotated as mental retardation GTPase activating protein homolog 2-like. The record is from RefSeq and is a predicted model, not a curated record. Gene Ontology annotation, biological process: signal transduction. Lineage: Eukaryota; Metazoa; Porifera; Demospongiae; Haplosclerida; Niphatidae. Gene Ontology annotation, molecular function: GTPase activator activity. The transcript has 10 exons. The coding region runs from base 37 to 2385 and encodes 782 amino acids.
AACCCUCUCGUUUCCCGCUUUCUUUAAAAAUUAAAAAUGGACUCCUCGCCAAUGAUGGAAGAAGAAGCAAUGGAGGUAGAGCAGCCGAGGAAGGACAUAUUCUCCUCAGCUCACAAAGAGUCGGUGACUGAAGCAGUGAUACAGACCCUCCGUAAGAAUGGAGUGGAUACUGCGAGCCUUUCCCAGCAGGGAAGAGGAGGAGGAGGAGCUAUUGGAGGGAAUGGAAAUGGGAAGAUAUUUGGUUUGUCUUUAGAAGAUGGUCGACAAGAAAGAAGAGUGACCGAGACUAAUGGCAGUCCUUGUUAUUUACCAAAGUUUUUUGUGACGUCAAUCGAGUUUUUGAGGAAUCAUGUUAAAACUGAAGGCUUGUUUCGUAAAGCUGGAUCAUGUGUCAGACAAAAACAAUUAAGAUUAUUUCUAGAAGAAGGAAAUGCUGAUAUACCUGGUAAUGCCGAUCCUCAUGAUGUGGCAUCACUCUUGAAACAAUAUCUUAGAGAAUUGCCAGUCCCUUUACUUACACACAGCCUAUCAUUAGUACUGCUAGAGUGUAACGAGUUGCUAAGUGAUGAAAAAGAGCAAGACAGUCACUCAAUCAGUAAAACUGAAGCUAUAUUAAUGUCCUGCUUGUUACUGCCUACACAACACCUACUCUGCCUACAGAUCCUAACAAAUCUCCUUCAUGAUGUUGCUGUACAUUCUAAUGAUAGUCGUAUGGACAGCAACAGUCUAGCUGUUGUAUUAACUCCAAACAUAUUCUCAUUACAAGAAACCAAGAAAGGAAAGAAAAAUACAAAAGGAGGUGGGGGAGUAGGGCCUGGUGACAUUAAGAGCAUGACAAGUAUAACCACUGUUCUUAUUGAUCAGUAUCAUUUAAUUGGUCAAGUACCGUUGGUCAUUGAUGUCCUCUCUAACGAGAUACACACUCAGUCAUUGAAGAACCAAUACAGUACAGGAGGAGCCUCUAGGGGCAAGAAUAAGCAGAGGAAGAAGAGCCUCUCAACUCGUGAAACAGUCUCGAGUUUAUUACGAGGAACAUUGAAUAAAAUAAGAGGAGGAGGAGGAGAGAAUAAAGAAGAGGGCGUUUAUUCUCCCAGUACUUCCAUUGAUGAUUCUCCUGAUGCCUUGGGACCAACUGCUUCCAAAAGAAUGGCACUUGAUGAUUCCUCUGACAUUAGCGGUCACAAUGAGAGUGGAAAUAGUUCGUCAUCUUCUUUUUCAUUCAAUCCUAACAUAAGGAAGAAACUCUUCAAUAAAGGAACCAGGUCGAAGAAAAAAUAUCCAUUCCUUCGUAAAGCAAAGAAAAACGUUGAAAACGUUCCAUUACUGUCAAAUGAUAAUACAGAAGGUACACAACAAAAAGAACAAGAACAACAAGAGGAGGAGGAGGUGGAGCCAGUAUCAAGCAAUGACGAUAGGCCACCAAGUGCUCUUCCUUCACCAUUACUAAACUCAACCACUAACCUUGACUUAUUAACAAUAUCCCCACUCACCACCUCUAUUGCUUCUCGUCUAAAUAAUAAUAUUCAACUCCACACUCCAGUAGGCCAUGGAGCAUCUCCCUCUGCUAGUCCUCAUGUAGUGUCUGCCACUGAUGCUGUCAUGGAGAGUCCUUUAUCAAGUAAUUACAAGUUAGUCUCAAGAACCCGGAGGACAUAUUGCAGGAACCCCGCCCCAGCUGUUGUCAGAGCAUGCCCGAGUCCUUACUCGUUCCAGCCUCCUGUGGAGAGAGUUCCCACUGGGUCUCAACCGGUUAAACUGGUCAGACCUGUUUUGACUGAUCACAACUCCCGAAAGAGGAGACAAGUCCAGUUUGGCCAGUCAGGGUAUCAUUGUGGCGGGUUUGAGUUGCUGCCUAAGCCGUUCACAUUCAGUCCAGUGGGCAGUGGCACUGCUACUAGUGGUAGGCUGGGAUCAUCAUCAGUAUCUAAUCGUGCACAGUUAGCUUCAUCCACUCCAUUGGAGAGGAAGCAUAAGAAGGAGACAGUAAGAGGGAGACCUGAGGAUGAUUACAUGAUUAAAGGAACCAGCAGUACUUCUGAGACUGUGACUAAUAAUGAUAGUUAUCUUUGUGCUGUGGAGAAUGGAAGAGACAGGGAGACUCCUCUGAGAAGGAAACUAUACGAAAGCUCAAACAUUAAUUCUUCAACAACAAGAGGAGUAAAGACUGGGAGUAAUGGCAGUGGUAGCAUUGGUAGGAGAGCUAAUUCAAUGAAAGUGACUCCAACAAGUGAUGCUACCCCAAGUACUGAAAAUGACAGGAAUAUUAGCAAAAAAGGAAGGAGGCAUGUUGUUAAAAGUCAGUCGAUGAGCAGUCGUGGUAUCAAUACUGCCAGAUCACCUUGGAUUAACAGGAAAGGCAUUGAAGUAUCAGAAUGGAUUAUAUAACUUAUGUGUGUAUGUGUGUAUCUCUCUCUCUCUCUAGUUGCAUUUAUUUUGAUAAAUAAUGUUAAUAAACAUGGUAUAGAUGUAUUAUGUUGUCUUGAUCCAUAAAACACAAAAG